This is a messenger RNA of Melitaea cinxia (Glanville fritillary), 2545 nucleotides long. It is a transcript of the gene CCT1, whose product is annotated as T-complex protein 1 subunit alpha. NCBI's taxonomy places the organism in Eukaryota, Metazoa, Arthropoda, Insecta, Lepidoptera, Nymphalidae. Gene Ontology annotation, biological process: protein folding. The transcript has 10 exons. Bases 102 to 1769 code for a protein of 555 amino acids. The record is from RefSeq and is a predicted model, not a curated record. Gene Ontology annotation, molecular function: ATP binding; ATP-dependent protein folding chaperone; ATP hydrolysis activity. Gene Ontology annotation, cellular component: chaperonin-containing T-complex.
UCAUAAAGAUUUUUGUGCUGGCGACAUUGUUCUUCUUCCAGAAUCAAAAAAGUGUGACGAGCGUUUAUUUUAACAAAAUUAUAAAAUAAAUAACCAGAAAAAUGUCGACACUUGCUGCACCCUUGACCGUCGCGGGGACGAGACAAUCUGGAGCCCCAGUUAGAACUCAAAAUGUGAUGGCAGCCGCAGCAAUCGCUAACAUAGUGAAGAGCUCUCUCGGCCCGGUGGGAUUAGACAAAAUGCUUGUCGAUGACAUUGGAGAUGUUACAGUAACAAAUGAUGGUGCUACUAUACUUAAAUUAUUAGAAGUUGAACACCCAGCAGCUAAAGUAUUAGUGGAGCUUGCUCAGUUACAAGAUGAGGAAGUUGGAGAUGGAACCACAUCUGUUGUUAUAAUUGCUGCUGAAUUAUUAAAGAAUGCAGAUGAACUGGUUAAGAACAAAAUUCAUCCCACUAGCAUCAUCUCAGGAUACAGGUUAGCCUGCAAAGAAGCUGUAAAAUACAUCCAAGACAACUUGACCGUCACUGUUGAGUCACUCGGGAGGCCGUCCAUCAUUAAUGCUGCUAAAACUACAAUGUCUUCAAAGUUGAUUGGAGCUGAUGCAGAUUUCUUCUCCGAGAUGGUUGUAGAUGCGGCCCAAGCUAUCAAGGUCACGGAUUCUAAGGGCAAUGCAGUGUACCCCAUCAAGGCAGUGAACAUUCUCAAAGCCCACGGUCGUAGUGCAAGGGAGAGUGUACUGAUCAAGGGUUAUGCAUUAAACUGCACCGUUGCCUCUCAAGCCAUGCCUAAAAAGAUUGUUAAUGCUAAGAUCGCUUGUCUUGAUUUCUCACUUCAGAAGACUAAAAUGAAGCUUGGUGUUCAGGUACUAGUGACUGACCCGGAAAAACUUGAUGCAAUUCGUGCUCGAGAAUUGGACAUCACAAAGGAACGCUUACAAAAGAUCCUCGCUACAGGAGUUAAUGUAAUUCUCUGCUCUGGGGGUAUCGACGAUUUGUGCCUUAAAUACUUUGUUGAAGCCGGAGCAAUGGGCGUGAGACGGUGUAAGAAGGCUGAUCUGAAGAGAAUCGCAAAGGCCACUGGAGCUGCUUUCUUGACCUCUUUGACUAACAUGGAGGGAGAAGAAGUUUUCGAGCCAAGCAUGAUCGGUGAAGCAGCAGAAGUAGUACAAGAACAAAUAUGUGAUGAUCAGCUCAUACUUAUUAAGGGUCCGGCGGCGCGCACGGCGGCGUCCAUCAUCCUCCGCGGGCCCACGGACGCGUACUGCGACGAGAUGGAGCGCUCCGCGCACGACGCGCUGUGCGCCGUGCGCCGCGUGCUGGAGUCCGGCCGCCUGACGCCCGGCGGCGGCGCCGUCGAGGCCGCGCUCUCCAUCUACCUCGACAACUUCGCCACCACGCUGAGCUCCCGCGAGCAGCUCGCAAUAGCAGCGUUCGCGCAAUCGCUGCUGGUGAUUCCCAAGACUUUGGCAGUUAACGCUGCCAGAGACGCGACAGACUUAGUGGCCAAGCUGCGUGCCUACCACAACUCCUCACAAACUAAGGUAGAACACGCAAAUCUGAAAUGGGUCGGUUUAGAUUUAACGGAGGGGACUCUGCGAGACAAUCUUGCAGCUGGUGUUCUCGAACCCGCUAUAUCCAAGAUCAAGUCGCUGAAGUUUGCCACGGAAGCAGCAAUCACCAUCCUUCGUAUCGAUGAUUUGAUCAAACUCGACCCUGAACAGAAGGGCAAGACUUACGAAGACGCUUGCAAUGCUGGAGAACUAGACUAGUGUACUAAAUAGUGAUCACAGUGCUUUAUUUUAAAGUAUUAAAAACUUUACUCAAAUAUACUUCUAAUGACGCAUAAGACAGGGCGCAUACUGUAGAAUAUAUUUUAUACCAGUAUAAUGUCCAUGUAAUGUGUCGUAUGCACAUUUUAAAAUUUAACUUGACAUUCAUUUUGAAAGUAAUUUUGCAUAAAAUUCAUACUAUAAAUUGUAUGUGUGUAUAAAAUUACUUGCAAAAUGUUUAUGAGUAAAUUAACAAAGUCAAUGACACCUUUUUAUAAAGAUAACAAUAAUUUUAUUACUGAGUUAUACUAAACAGCGUUUAUCAUUUAAACAUUUUUCAGAUAAAUAUUUGGUAAUAAAGUUGAUUCAGUUGUUGGCUGUUGGUAGUGCCUGUCUACAAGUGUGCUUCUGUUAAGCAAGUUUUGUCAUAUACAAGUAAGAUUAUUACUAAAUUCACCAAAUCGCAUAACCAUGAUAUUUCGAGAUUACACAGAAAUUUUGAUUGAAAACAUGAAUACUGCAGCAUUUAAAUGAAAUGUGUAAGAUUUAAGGUUAUUUAUAUUAUUGCUAUUUUACACAAAUUUUAUUGUAGCUGUGUGAUUUUUUUUUUUUCAUUUCUAAAACACUCCACUUUGGUAGUUGUUUAAUAUUACAUAAUGUAUGUUAUUAGUUUUAUUUCACAAAAUGUCUUUAAUUUUUGCUUAUAACUAUAAUGUUAGUUAAUGACGCUAGGGCCUUUAUGGUGUAUAUUAAUACAAAUAAUUUUAAUACCAAAA